Molecule: messenger RNA, 291 nt
Organism: Talaromyces marneffei
Lineage: Eukaryota; Fungi; Ascomycota; Eurotiomycetes; Eurotiales; Trichocomaceae
Exons: 2
Coding region: 1-291 (96 amino acids)
Source: RefSeq, a predicted model, not a curated record
AUGAGGUUGAUGAAUGAGUUCGAAAGCUUGAAACGACGUUUUGACAUUGACACGGACACUGAGGUUCUGCCACUGGCUAUGAACCUAGAAACCAGUGACUACUAUGAUACAAAUGACGGUGAAGUCAUCUUGCAAAGCGAGGACUUGGAGGAACUGUUUCAUCCUAUUAUCGAAAACGUGACAGGACUCAUCAGCAAACAAGCCGUCAGAACUAAGGCUGAAAAUAAGUUCCCAAUCUCUAUAAGUCAAGCCAGUUUAGGCCGGUUAAAAGUAGCUAAAGUGACUUUCUAA